CCUGCAAAACACAAGAAGAAUAGCCUUUGUGUCUUCUUCAGAAACACAUGGUUGGCUGUAAGAAGCACCACCCAGUGUCGACAUCAAGGUAACAAAGUGUCCCCUCUUCAGCCAGUGUCCGACACAGAUUCAGCUGAUUCCCAGUGUGCUCCAUCCGGCCUCGAACCAACGGCACAUCGGCAUCUAGCUGAUCCACAGCCCGAGCCAUCCGUCCCUGAGCCAACAACUCUACAGGAUCAAACUGAUCCUCUGCCGGGAUCAUCCAGCAUCACGCCGACCAACUGUGAUCCAAAUCCAGCUGAAGAGAAUCCAAAAAUUGAGAAGAAGAAGAAACACAUCUGUGCAUUCUUCAAAAGAGCGUGGCGGGCUGUAAAACAUGCAACAAAACGAAGCAAGAAGCACAAAGUGGCUCCUCUUUAUCCACAGCCAGACACAUGUUCAGCUGAUCCUCAGCUAGAUCUGUCUGUCCUUGAGUCGAUGGCUCUGCGGGAUUCAGUUGAUCCUCAGACAGAUCCAACCAUCCUCGAUUCAGGGGCUCUACAGGAUCUGACUGAUCCUCCAGAAGAUCCACAGCCUGGUUCAUCUGACCCUGAUCGAGAUCCAGAUGCUUCAAAGAGGACACCUGUUGUAGGAGCAUCUAGCUUUGUGCCAGCGGGUCGGCAGGAUCCAGCUGAUCCUCUUCCAGAUCCGUCUGGCCUUGAGCCAGCAGCUCCAAGAUUUCCAGGUGCUUCCAAGCAUAGACGAAUUGGAGAUCGAACCCGUUUCAGAGCAGCCUGUUUCACCGAUCCAACCCCUGUUCCCUUUGAUGAAAUUUAUGAAGUGGGAAGAAAGAUUGGAGAAGGAGGCUUCGGCACUGUGUACGAGGGGAUUUCCAAAUUUCUGCGUGAGCAGGUCGCCAUCAAAAUCAUCCCUAAGAGAGAUGGAGACCGGUUUAUUGAAAUUCCUGGCUGUUCCAAGCCGCUGUUAGCAGAAGUGGCUCUAAACCUGCUGCUGAAACGACCUCCGUUAAGCCCCUACAUUGUGCACAUGCUGGAAUGGUUCGAAGAGGACGAUCGGUUCAUCCUGAUCCUGGAGUAUCUGCAACCCUGCAAAGACUUGCUCAGGUUCACGCUGAACAACAUGCAGCUACUGGAUGAAUCACAGACACGUAGGCUGAUGUACCAAGCGGUGCUGGCAGCCAAGCACUGUCUUGACCGAGGCGUCUUCCACCGUGACAUUAAGUUAAAUAACUUUCUGAUCAACACAAAGACGAACCAAGUCAAACUGAUAGACUUUGGCUGCGGUGACCUCUUCAUAAGUUCAGGCUACUUGGGUGCUUUUACAGGAGGAGUCCGCCCACCUGAGUACUAUGUGAACUUUAAAUACGAGGCAGGGCCAACAACUGUUUGGUCUCUGGGCUUUAUGAUGUACUCAAUGGUGUACAAACGUCAACCCUUUAAAAGUCUGAAAGACAUGAUGCAUGGCAGUCUGAGGUUUAAGCACAAAAUAUCCCCAGAAUUGCAGGAUUUGAUAAACCGCUGCAUGACUCAUGACCCAACUGAGAGAGCAACUAUAGAGGAGAUCCUACAGCAUGAAUGGUUUCAGCAGGGACAAGUGUCAGGAGUAGCUCAGGAUCAGCUAGAAACAGGUAGGAUCAGACAACUUAGGAGGGAAGGCAGAUGAUGACAGAAAACCCAAGAAGUCCACACAGUGCUGAGCUUCAACUCUCCUUUACUUUUGUUUUUUCAGCAGAUGCUCCAAAAUGGCCCCGGAGAGGAAAACAAAAUUAACAAAUUAUUCAGCAGAGAGUCUUCAGAGCAGCAAGCUUAGUUAAUAAUAAUAAUAAUAAUAAUAAUAACACUUGGUGUGCAAAGGAGAAACAAAACACUAAGGAAAAGCAAAAGUAGAGCACAAGGAAAUGUAGAGAGGCCAUAUAGAAUCUAAUUGCACAAACAAUUGGAUAAAACCUUCUAAGAUAAAGUUUCUAAAUGAAAAAACUUGCUGUAAAUUUUGUGUCCAAAACAGCAAACUCAGAGAAAUAAAUUACAAGGGGAAAAAAAGAGCAAAAGUAGGGCAAAAACAAACACAAAGAAACUGCACGUAUUAUGUAAUGCACAAAAAUAGAAUAUAAGUUUGCUGCAGGUCAGAGGUGAUGUUCUGCAGUCAGUAGAAACACACAAAUUCAAUCCUCUGAACACAGGAACAUGCUACUGUCAUUCAUUUUUCGUGAAUAAUCCCAGUCUUCGACUCCCUAUUACAGGUUAUCUGUUGAUAUUUAAGCCAGUGGCCGUAAUGUGUGUCAUGCGCAUUUAUGAGAUGUUUUUCUGCACUGUAAGUGAUGUUACUGACAGAGAUGCUUCCUGCCACAGUGCACAUAUUCAACUAAUCAACAACAAAAUAAUCACCUGCCAGAGCGGCCUGUGAAACUGAGAAAUCCACCUGCUAUAUUUACCUGCAUUUGGAGCUUGACAGGAGAUAAUUCUCUGUCCUGGUUUGAAGGCACUCGUCAAAAUACAUUUACAAUCAUGUACUGUAUAACAAUAAAAGUCUACUGAGCCAUUGAACAUAGUUAUGGGGCAGAGUGACAAGUUUUUUUUUGUUUGCCAGCUCUGGUUAUUUUAUGCAUGUGUUGUUCAAGCUACACUGGACCCCAUUAACUUUCUUUAUAAUAAUAUAGAAAAUAUGAUAUCUAUUUGUGUUCCAUGGAAGAAAAAGGAAGACCAGCUUUGGCCAGUUUAAGGUCUUCUGAAUCUCAAAGCUAUACAAAAUAUUGUUUUACAGUAUUUUUAAUUCUUCUGCGCCUUUUAUUUUCUUGUACAACGUAAAGCUGUUUUUGCACUGAUGUCAAGCCUAUCAUUCAUUUGUUAUGAAUUAUCUUGUCUUUUGGUUUGUGUCCAUCAGGUUUCAAAAAGAGGUAAUAAAUGAGAUGAUGUACCUUGAUGUAUGAGCUGGCAGUGAAAACGUGGAAACAUGAUGCUGUUUCACCGUCUGACCUUCAUCAUGGGCGAAUUAUGGUCGUUCUGUAGACUUUGGAUAAACACUGAAUUAGGUGUCGAUUUGAAAGAGAGAAUCAACGUUGAUAACGCAACAUUGUUUCACCGUCAUACCUUUCACAAUGGAUCAAUACACAACUGUAUGUUCAGUUAGAGCCUAGUUUGCAUUCAGAUCAACACUGUACAUUAUAAACGUUAAAAAUCAAAUGACUGGCAGCAAUGGCUUUACAAUCAACUUCAUUAAACUACCACUUGCUCAACGUUGUAAAACCAUUGUAUUUUUAUGACUGAAACCAGUUGAUCUUUUAUUUUGGUGGAAAACUAUAGUUCCUGUAAAAAAACAUGUUUUACUAACGUGUCCCAUUACAAGAGAUUUGUGCAUUUGUGCAGUGAAAAUGUGUUGAACAAUCAACCAGGGGCUCUGUAAGAGGAGGGAAGAUUAGGGUGAUUCCAAGAGCCCAGUGUUAGAGGAGGGAUUUCUAACGAGGGAAACAGCCCAGACUUUUUUACCACGGGCAACACGGAACGUGAUUUCUACAGAGGGGGACCCUAAAAUAUUUGCACCAACAGCCUCGGGCAUAUAGUGUGUUUGUGCUUCAGAUGAUCCUUGAAAGAGUCCCAGCUCUAGGUCCUUUCUGACAACGUCCCCUCCACUUUCUCUCUCUUGUGCG
Carassius auratus (goldfish) is the source of this 3643-nucleotide messenger RNA. Its product is annotated as serine/threonine-protein kinase pim-2-like. NCBI's taxonomy places the organism in Eukaryota, Metazoa, Chordata, Actinopteri, Cypriniformes, Cyprinidae. The transcript has 7 exons. Gene Ontology annotation, cellular component: cytoplasm. Gene Ontology annotation, biological process: regulation of mitotic cell cycle; negative regulation of apoptotic process; protein autophosphorylation. Gene Ontology annotation, molecular function: ATP binding; protein serine/threonine kinase activity. The record is from RefSeq and is a predicted model, not a curated record. The coding region runs from base 478 to 1662 and encodes 394 amino acids.